This is a messenger RNA of Dreissena polymorpha, 3330 nucleotides long. RefSeq lists its product as uncharacterized. The record is from RefSeq and is a predicted model, not a curated record. Bases 17 to 1357 code for a protein of 446 amino acids. The transcript has 9 exons. NCBI's taxonomy places the organism in Eukaryota, Metazoa, Mollusca, Bivalvia, Myida, Dreissenidae.
UUGUCACGACAACAUCAUGAAGUUAAUCAAAGCACUGACCGCAUUUGGUUGUGUUUUGUGUGUAUCGGGUUCAGGAAGCAACGUGCUGGUGAAUCUGUUUCAAACGGAGAUAAAGGACUGUAUCACCGAGAAUGGGAUACUGCCAGUCUUUCAUAAAGACGCAUUUGUGAGACUUAUCCUCGCCACGGUUCAGAAUGCUGAGGCAUUUCGAAACGUGAUGAAAUGCGCAGCGUUACGGGUGAAGUUAGAUCCGAAGCACACUUUGCACAGCACCAUGCAUCUGUUUGAUAUCAACGCCGUUUCAGCCAUCGUGAGCAACAUGUUUAACAGCACCCGUUUGGAUGACUGGAAUUGUCUCCAGGGGAGCCUUGUGACGUCACCGUGCGUUGAUAUGACAUCAUUAGGGACAAGCUGCCGGGAGGGUCUUCAAACGGCCAACGCGACUUGCACUCAGUUGAUGUCUACGUGGAACUGCACGGGCGCAGUGAACGCCAUCAUAAAGAACGUCGUCAUGCUGAUGUUCGGGAAAUGCCUCUACGAUACCAGUGACAUGAGCACAACCUUCACCAAGACGACGGUUCUUACCAUGGAUCAUUUACCUGCGACCUCACCUGUUCCGGACAUGGGGCUGAAUUUCCAGUCAGGGUUUGUGAAGUGUGUUGAGGAAAUGUUCGCCUCAGAGUUUAUGAGUCUUCCAUUUCUUUUCCCACCUUCACAGCAGACGCUGAAAGACAACUUGAUUGCCGCAGAUAAGGGUGUCGAUGUCACGGCCAGACACGAGCGUAUCAAGGGAAUAUUCUGCAGCAAAGUGGCGGACUGGACGUCAUGUGUUCAUAAUCGUCUGCGGACGGACACCGGAAAUAAGAUCAACAGAUUGCUAAGCGCGUUCUUCAACAUGGAUGGUCUCGGGCUACAGAUGAAAACAUACUGUGACAAAAGUCAUCAGGUCACAUCGAUGUACGCCUGCACGUUGACCAAGACAAAGAACAGCACGUGCAAUGGGGGUCUCGAGGAUGUGCUCGAUGACAUCAGCACAAAACCUUUUGACCCGAACCAAUAUGGCGAGAGAUGUGGAGAGUUGCGACGAAGGAUUAGCUGUCGUGUGUCAGAGCUAGCCGGAUGUGACCUCGACUAUGGUUCAACUAUGGACAGGUUUCUGAAUGGUCUGUUAAAAGAGGACUGCAUAGCGGGGGCCAACUUUACAGAAAGCGUCGACAAUGGAGGUAGAGGCGACUCGACCUCGAAGCCGUCGGGUCAAGGAGGCCGGAAUGGCGCUGGCUCUAACAAGGUCGCACUUAGUCUGCCCUUGACCUUAGCGCUGAUUGCUGUUGGUUUCGUAUCCUUGAUGAGACAGUAAAAGUGUGCAUUCUAGAUACGUUAUUGAUGUAGAUAGAUUGUCUUACAGAACUAUCCAAUUGUUUUGCCCGAAAGGUAACUUUAAAUCCGUUAAGGUAUUUAUUGAAAACUUUAAAUAUUGAUGUAUCAUACCACCGCAUUGAUAUCUGCCUGAUAUAACGUUGUCUGAUAUAUAUUUUAUAUCACGGUCAACAGGAAGUUUUUAUAUCAGUCAUGUGUGGAGGAUAGUCAUAUUACUCGAAAUCAACUAUAAAGUAAUCAUUUUUAGUAAAAUCAAAUCAUAUUCAGCAAAACAAACAAUAUGAUACCAAGAUGUAAUAUAUUUUAAACACAAAAUGCAACACAAACAGCAAAAAACAUUUUUUACAUAUAUUAAGCGCGCGUGCUCAUGACGUCAUUAUUAAGACGCCAAACAACAAAAUUCUGAUUCUUUCCCGCUAAAACUGCAGCUUUUUAGCGAUUUUUGCAUUAUUUCUUUAAUAUCGGGGACGUAGAGGUAUGAUAAACAAAAAACAGGUUGCUGUCUGAUCUUUUUGUAAUAUAUCAUGCUCGGCACGAUAAAAUAACGGCUCGGCAAGCCUCGCUGUUAUAUUAUUCUAAGCAUUGCCUGAUAUAUUACAAAAAGAUCAGGCAAUAACCUGUUAUUCUCUAUAUAUUGAUGAUAGAUAAAAAGCAGUGCCCAAGAAUAACGAAAUAUUACUUAAGCUAACACCUUAUUCAAAUUUGCUGACAAGAAUAUUAAGUAAUCCGGCAUGGAGAUAUGGAAUAAAAUCUUCCAUAAUACAACUCUUAAAGACUUGGUAUGCGUCUUAAAGUUACCAUCUUAGGACAAAUGCCCAAUUGUAACUAUAUACAUUUUAUAAAUAUUUUGUAUCUUGUUUAAUAUUUUGAUUAUAAAUACGUUCUUUAUCUGAAUGUACAUGUAACACAUUUUGUACACUGUUAUUCUUUAUUGAUGUUAUUAUUAUUUCGAUUAUUAUAACAUAGCUUUCAUUUUUUUCUCUUGAUCUGACAAAAUAUUUAUGCUUACAAGUAUUCAUAUUUGUAUUUAUUCUUUCGUAUGUCAUCUUUUUAAAAGAAACCACAUAUUUAUUAGAAAAUAUUAAAUACAUUUUUUCAUAAUUGCAGAAAACUUUUUAUUAUGAAUCUAAACUUAUACACUAUUUUCAAAAAAUAAAAGAAAAUGAUACUACUUUUCAUAAUAUAAUACUUACACACACACAAAUAAAAUCCUACCAAACCCGGUAGGAUUUUCUUGUGAUGGCAGAGAUUGUAUGUGAAAGCAUGGAACGACAACUCUGCUUGGAGAUCGUAAACGCAUCUGCAUUGUCACAUAAAUACAUUGUAUUGAAUUGUUUUCUGUUGGCGUACUAUCGUUUUCUGUUAUCGUCUGAUAAGAACUUACAUCUGAAGUUACAUUAUUAUUGUAAUACAGUUUCUUAUCAGAGUUUGUUGGUUAUAAUUAUAAACCAAAUUAUAAGUUGAAGAUUAUGAUCAGAUAAUCUGUCAAUUUUCUAAUGUUGAAUUAAUUUACUGUUAUAUAUUAUAUGUGGACAUUUUUUAUUUCAUUGUUCUGGUUUAAAAACCUAAUUUAAAAUAAGAUUGCCAUAGUUUAAAUGUAAAUAAUACUUAAAUAUAAAUUUGUUGUCUAAAGUAGCUACCUUAGUAUUAGAAUUAUUAUAGUUAUUUACAGACAUAUUCACCUGUAAACAUUCUUGAUAUCUAUGGUCGAAUGUUUUUCUAAUAACUGCACCUUUAGAUCUUACCGUUUUGAAGUACAAAAUACUCCUCCGUGUAGGAAAUGAUCUUAAACAUCAUAAAUGGAUCGAACUAAAUAUACAUAAAGUUUGCUACACACGCUUUUAAAGAAAUAUUUUUCAUGUUUAAAUUGUUCAUAUCUACUUGAAAUAGUUUUGCUGCCUAUUGAUCAACUUAUGAAAAAAAUAACUGUAAAUAAAAUCGUAUGUACAUUUA